This is a messenger RNA of Pipra filicauda (Wire-tailed manakin), 6978 nucleotides long. RefSeq names its product carnitine O-acetyltransferase (gene CRAT). Bases 16 to 2124 code for a protein of 702 amino acids. Gene Ontology annotation, biological process: carnitine metabolic process, CoA-linked. Gene Ontology annotation, molecular function: carnitine O-acetyltransferase activity. Gene Ontology annotation, cellular component: peroxisome. The record is from RefSeq and is a predicted model, not a curated record. NCBI's taxonomy places the organism in Eukaryota, Metazoa, Chordata, Aves, Passeriformes, Pipridae. The transcript has 15 exons.
CUGCCCUUCUCCAAGAUGGCGGCGCGGGCUUCGCCCCGCUCCAAGAUGGCGUUGGGGCGGCCACGCCCCGCGGCGGCGGAGCGGGGCGGCGGUGCCGGGGGCGGCCGCGGUGUCCUUGCGGCGGGCCGGGGGCCUGGGGCGCGGGGCCAUGCUCGCCUUGGUGGCCAGGGCUGCGGUGGAAGAGGAGACCCAGACAGGCCGAGGGAGAGGUUUACGGUCUUUUCUGUCCUCCCAGCCAUGGAUAGGAAGCAGGAGCAAGCAGAGAAGGCCAGGCCCUGUGGCCUGCUGAAGCCGACAGCAUCUCUAGGCAAGAUCCUGGGCAGAAUCCAGCUCCACCAGGAAGCACUGCCCCACCUGCCCGUGCCACCACUCCAGCAGACCCUGGACAGGUACCUGCUGACCCUGCAGCCCAUAUUGAGCCAGGAGGAGCUGAACCACACGCAGGAGCUGGUGGCCGAGUUCCGCAAGCCGGGAGGCGUCGGGGAGCGGCUGCAGAAGGGCCUGGAGAGAAGAGCCAAGAAAACAGAGAACUGGCUCUCAGACUGGUGGCUGAAGACGGCUUACCUGGAAUAUCGCCUGCCAGUUGUGGUCCACUCCAGCCCAGGUGUGGUUUUACCCAAGCAGGAUUUUCUGGAUCGACAAGGUCAGCUCAGGUUUGCUGCCAAGCUGAUCGAGGGCAUCCUGGAUUUCAAGUCCAUGAUUGACAAUGAGACCCUUCCAGUGGAGUACAUGGGUGGGAAGCCCCUCUGCAUGAACCAGUACUACCAGAUCCUCUCCUCCUGCCGCAUUCCCGGGCCCAAGCGGGACUCCAUUGUCAACUAUGCCAAAGGCAACAAGCAGUCCAGGCACAUCACAGUGGUUCACAACUUCCAGUUCUUUGAGCUGGAUGUUUACAACAGUGAUGGAUCUCCCCUGACUGCCGAGCAGCUCUUCAUCCAGCUGGAGAAGAUAUGGAACACCUCCCUCCAAACAAACAAAGAACCUAUUGGGAUCCUCACCACCAACCACCGAAACAGCUGGGCAAAAGCCUACAACAACCUCCUGAAAGACAAGACCAACAAGGAGUCUGUGCGUGCCAUUGAGAAGAGCAUCUGCACGGUGUGCCUCGAUGCCCCCAUGCCCCGGGUGUCCGAGGACAUCUACAACAGCCGCGUGGCCGCGCAGAUGCUGCACGGCGGCGGCAGCCGCUGGAACAGCGGCAACCGCUGGUUCGACAAGACCCUGCAGUUCAUCAUUGCUGAAGAUGGCUCCUGCGGUCUCGUGUAUGAACAUGCUCCCUCUGAAGGUCCUCCCAUCGUUGCUCUUCUGGAUCAUGUCGUGGAGUUCACGAAGAAACCCGAGAAGGCCAGAUCACCAACGGUUCCUCUGCCAAUGCCCAAAAAGCUGCGGUUUAACAUCACCCCAGAAAUCAAGAAUGACAUAGAGAAUGCGAAGCAAAACCUCAACAUAAUGGUCGAAGACCUGGAUAUCAAAGUCAUGGUCUUUCAUCACUUUGGGAAAGGCUUCCCCAAGUCAGAGAAGAUAAGCCCUGAUGCUUUUAUCCAGCUGGCCUUGCAGCUGGCCUACUACAGGAUGUACGGCCACGCCUGUGCCACGUACGAGAGCGCGUCGCUGAGGAUGUUCCGCCUGGGCCGCACCGACACCAUCCGCUCCACCUCCGUGGACUCCCUCAAGUUUGUGCAAUCCAUGGACAGCCCUGACAAAUCGGACCAGGAGAAAGCAGACCUGCUGAGGAGAGCCACAAAGGCCCACAGGGAAUACACAGACAUGGCCAUACGGGGCAAUGCCAUAGACCGGCACCUCCUCGGCCUGAAGCUCCAGGCUAUUGAGGAUCUCGUGAGCAUGCCAGAGCUGUUCAUGGACACAGCCUAUGCUGUUGCAAUGCACUUCAAUCUCUCAACCAGCCAGGUCCCAGCAAAGACAGACUGCGUGAUGUGUUUUGGUCCCGUGGUUCCAGAUGGCUAUGGAAUCUGUUACAACCCCAUGGAAGAACACAUCAACUUUGCAAUUUCAGCCUUCAACAGCUGUGCCGACACCAACGCCGCCCGCAUGGCACAUUAUCUCGAGAAGGCACUGCUAGACAUGAGGAUCUUGCUCCAGGCUGCUCCCAAAUCCAAACUGUAAGAGGCAAACAUGAUGCAAACCCCCCCUAGUUAAAGGGGCUAUGCCUCAUGCGCUGAAGUUCCCAAUUCCUCAGACAAUAAUUGAGAGAACAGCUGCCCCUGGAACCCAGGAAGGCUUCUAUCAUUUGCUUUCAUCAAGAGGUUACACAACAGUCACCCGCAGAUAGCAGACUCUGUAGUGAAAGGAAACAGUCUCAAGCCAAAGUAGAACUGACUGGUCCUCUCCCGUCAAUGCAAAGUGCACCUUCCUGUCCUCAAAGAGGACUCAAAUAUGAUUUUUACAAAACUUACUAUAAAGGAAUACAGAAAGCACAGUCCUUACCAGUAUCUAAAUCCAUUUGGUGAGGAAGGUAGUUCUCCAGGAAAAGCAGGGAAUGUUUAUUGUGUGAUGCAACUACUAAGUCUUCCGAAGAGCGUCUUUCAAACUUGACUGAAGGUUUUUCUGCUGCUCCAGCAAAACUUCACCACUGAACUUUGGCAAGGGGAGAAAGAAGUUAAGCCAGAGCAGAUCCAGCCUUGUUAGAGUGCACUGCACUACUAAUCCCAGGCACUCCAACCAGUAUCUGCUUUACAGGAACAUUCCCUUCCCUUCAUUUUAGGACACUGGGAUCUCCCUUCUGUUGCACUGACCUUAUUAACAACAGAACAUGACUCGCUGCAAACUAAGGUGUUUUUUAUUGGUGGUUUUGUUGUUGUUGCUCUGGGCUGUUUGUUAAGCUUGCUGCUGUGGUCCUGCCAUUGAUCUUCCAGCUCAGCCUAAAGCUUUUUCCCCCACAAAGCUUCUAUGAAACUCCUCUCACAUAGGUUUUGCCAGCUUUGGCUUCACAUCUGCAGAGAUGAGAAGAGAUUGUCUAUGCAUUCAGCAGGACACUUGCUAAGCUUUGUACCUUUCUUUGGAACUGAGGAAAGGAAAAAGAUGCUGACUCUGCCUACCAGCCAUAAGGCCACGUGCCUCAUCUCCUUCAGGACUCACAUGUUUAUACCUUGCUUUCAGAAACAGCCUUUUUGUGCACACUGUUAUGCCUGAGCUGUGGACAAAUAAGGACAUUUCUGAUCAGGAACUCCAAACAUUCUUCCAUUUCUGGCCCACAGAGUUAAAAUCUGUUAAGGGCCAAAGGAAAAACAGCUGCAGAAUCACCCUUCUUUCACAACACUCGGCUUUUAACAAGGCAGAAAAUCUUGAAAAGCAGGAAGCUGGGAACACGUGGACACUGUAGAUGUUUGUGCACUGUGGCAGCCACUGUUCCUGCAGUAUCAGCACCUUUCCUGCCACUCUUGGGAGUUAUUUCUUACUGAAAUAUUACUCCAAUUUGUGUCAGCUUUAUUCUGUAAGAGAAUGAUCUCAUGAUCACGUUUUCGUGUUCGGCUGACAAACUUGAGACAGUAAAAGAUGAUAUAUAAACAUUAACAUACAAUGGUAGCAUAGGAACUACCUCCAACCAAUCCUGCCAGAAUCCAAGUCCCUGACUACACUUUCAUUUAGUAAAAUUGUAUGGUAGUAAGGAAUUCUAGUGCUGUGUCUGCAACAGGAAUUCUGUAUUUAAAUUGCACACCCUUCAAGAUAUGUCUGCUGGGACAUCAUCAUAGACAAGAAGCAUUAGGAGUGUGAGGGCCUGUUUUUUUAACAGGGAAAUAAUUGCAAGGGACAUGAUCAAAGUGCCUUGGUGAACAAAAAUGAAGAAAUUUGCACUAAAUGCUUUGGCAUUUUUUUCCUGAAAGGAUGUUAUUUCAAAGCUUCUAUCUUAUACUUAAACCUUAAAGAAGAAAAUUUAACUGAAACUCACCUGCACAGCCAGUGAUUGUAUAAACUGUCACUUUUACAUCAUCUACAUGGGUUUAGUUGAUCUUUUAGAAGAAUCCUGAAUGGAGUGAGACAGCCUCAAGACACGAAUAGGAGCACUACAAACCUGCAAGCACACACCUCUCUGCUCUGUCAACUCCUCUGUAUCAAUCAGACAGAAAACUGCAAGAGGAUAACUCAGUAUUAUCAAACUCUAAGUGACUGUGUAAAUAACUAAAGAAAAGAUCAAACCUUACCGGAAUUACAUCUGGUUUUAUGGAGCCUUUCACGUGGUAAAAAUACUCUUUUGCCAAAGUAAUCCUGCCCCCAUACUGAAUCAGCCUCUGUUGCCAGGGGAUGAGUUAUUUUUCCAUGUCUGCAAUGCCUUCAAGCACAAGUAGUGCCACUGAAGUAUUUGAGACUGGCCCUUUUCACUUCUGUCUCAAAGGGGGAAGGCUCUCCAAGGAAAGUGCCUAUUAAAGAUUAAGCAUAAGCAUGUGCUGCUGUGACUGUACCUCAGAAGAUGGGAUUGAUCUAUCCUGGAUCUAAAUCUGGAUAUCCCACUAGCUUCAGCAGAGUGCAGCUGCAAGGAGCAGACUGUCCCACUGAAAGAGAUACAAGAUUCAUAACCCACUUAAUGCAUCCUUACUGAUACACAGAGCUGAAAUUCUGAUGAAUGAAGCUGAUUUUUGGAGUGCUUGAAAGGACACUGCUAAAAUCAUUACAAGGUUUUUCCUUUAAAAAGUCUUUUCUUAUUGUACAAGUUCUAAAAUGUGAUGUCCUUCUGGUUCAUACCCUUUACAUUUUUUCAGUGUUGACUUAAAACUGUUCUCCCUGUUUCUGAUUGUUUUAUCAAGAGAUUGUCUUAAAGGCAAACAAGGUACAAGAAACUAAAGCUCCAGAAAAGCUACCAAUUUGGAACAAAUCAUUUAAGGAAUUCACAGACUGAAAACAUUCAGAUAAAUCUUGGGGUCUGAGUGCAAUUUCUGAUACAGCCUGGUAGUGUUGCAUGCUUUGCUGGUUAGCUGUGUUAAAAUCCUGUUUGGGUAAAGGGAUCCAUGUCAUGUAAAGUUUGGAACCGUUCGUUGAAUAAACUGAAACACAAUAAACAGAUAAGUGCUACAAAAAGGCUUAAAUCUCCUCAGACACUGCAGAAGUUACAUAACUGCCCUCAUUGGGAGGAUGUUUGUGUGGGGACAGCAAGAACAGUGAACCACAGCAUUCUGUCACCUUCCUUUUUAUUGUCUUAUCUCUAUCCAGCCCCCUGGAGUACAGGGGAGGAAUAGUAAGCAUCUGCUUGCAAAGCCACAUAUUCCAAAGAAAAUAUUCCAUUUCAGAAAACUAGUGGCAGGAGACUUCAUACAAGUGUAGGAUAAUAAGGCAGAGCUCAAAUCUUUUCCUGCACAGCACCAUUUAGUUAAGAAAAUCCAUGGAAUCACUAAGGAAUUUCUACUGUAUCAAGUAUUGCAAAGAUUUCUGAAAAGGUACAGCAAAAGUAGGCAGAAGAUGCAGAUUACAAACAACUCACAGAACAGAGGGGAGUUUAUUACAGUGUCUUACAAGAGCUCUUCUUCCUCUCCCUCACUCCUAAGAAUUAACUGUAGGAAGCUUGGGUUUGAAGGCAACAUGAAGUGGAACAGCUUUUUACACUACACUGCUCUGUGAGGAGAUGAACCCUCUUCCCUGUGCUCUAGUUCUCAAUAGGUGCUUCCAUAUAUAGUUUUUCCAGCAGUUUGUCAUAAGAGCUCGAGAGGCUGGGGAAGUGCUAAGCCACUCCUAAAACAAUCCUCUCUGUCAGCCCUGGCCUUGGGAAAGAGAGCUGUGAUCUCCAUUCUGGCUUUGUAAGUUCACUCACAAGAGACAGAAAGAGAAAAUAAACAGUUUUGAAAGACAUAAGCGAUUAGUACCAGUUUUCAGACUGAAACAUAUGGUACCAGCAUGUCACAGGGCCUGUCUGAUGUCCUGUCUCAUCCUAACAGAGCUGGUCUAAGUCAGAUCAAAUGUCCUUGUGAAAGCUGCAAGAUGCCUCUUUAUUAUGAUGCACCUUCAAAGCAGAUCCAGUGCUUGGGUCCUUCAGAUGUUACAGGAAUGCUUGUGUUAUGCAAAUACUAAACAGUUCUUAAAAAAAUAUAUAUAUACUUGAUGUAACAACUGACAACAGUUAAUUUACUACCCAUAGGUAUUUAAACACAGAAAUUUAAACAGCUUUCAUUCCUGAUCUCCUGGAUCAGGACCCUUUCUACAGUUAACACUCUGGUUGUCCAACAGCACCUCCCACUCCACAUGAACACAGAAACUCCUAGAGCAACAGGCACAGAUGAAAACUUAAAAAAAAAAAAAAAUAAGCAAGAUGAACAGAAAAAAACAUCUCACUUCAAGCAGCUUUAUAAUGCAGGAGUCUGAUUAAAGUGGAAAUAGUAAAACAGGCAGCAAGACCGAGAUGUGACAGUCAUUUUACCUCUGCUCACAUGACUGCAUCGAAGGCACACCGAUGACCUUUGAGCCAGUUCAGAAGCUGUCCUUUUAUCUGUGAAAGUUCAAGUCAAUUGUGCUUUGAAUAAAUACUUCUCUGUAGUUACACUUGAACUGCUGCAUUAUAUACUAGAAAUACAGAAAGUGUCCAUGCACAGCCCUGAAGCACUUGGAGUUUAGCCCUUGCCGGGUGAACUCAUGGGUCACAGAGGUCGGAGGCAUCACCAGCACACAGAGAUGGCAGGCACACUCCCACAGAGACACAGCAUCCAGAGAGCCCACUGGCCAGACGGAGAACCGGAAUGGAAGAAGGAUGGAAAGCAAAACUUGCUUGCAGGAGUUCAGCAUUCAAGGCUACAACUGCAGAACCCCCACCUAUCAAGCUACUGUGGUCCUAGCAGAGGCUCCUGCCAGUUACAAGUUCCCUACUUGGAGUUCACGGCUGGAUUCUAACAGGACUCUUCAAGGAAUAGUUCAGAGAGCAGCUGAGCUAGUUAUUAGUCAUUUGCCUUGUUCAUUUAUGGUUGUCACUGUGUUCAUUCCUAAAAAUCCCUCCCUUAAACUGUAACAGAAAAAAAAAUUAAAAAUCCAGUGCUUAAGACA